Budorcas taxicolor (takin) is the source of this 2322-nucleotide messenger RNA. It is a transcript of the gene MAP7, whose product is annotated as microtubule associated protein 7. The record is from RefSeq and is a predicted model, not a curated record. Gene Ontology annotation, cellular component: microtubule cytoskeleton. NCBI's taxonomy places the organism in Eukaryota, Metazoa, Chordata, Mammalia, Artiodactyla, Bovidae. The transcript has 17 exons. Gene Ontology annotation, biological process: microtubule cytoskeleton organization. Bases 1 to 2322 code for a protein of 773 amino acids.
AUGCCUGGAUCAGCUACAGCUCUCCGACAAGAGAGACUGAAGAAGACCCAUGCAAGGACAGUCCCCCUUGGUCUGUUCACCAUUAAUGAGGAAGAUGAGCAGCAGAAGAAUGGACAUUCCAGAAGACCAAAAGUACCUGAUGGCAACAAAGUACAAGAUAAGAAAACCGCUGCCUCCCACCGGUCCUCCACUACUAUUUCAGGACAAAAUAGCAACCACUCAGGAAAUAAACCAGACCCUCCACCUGUGCUGCGUGUUGAUGACCGGCAGAGGCUCGCAAGGGAGCGGCGUGAGGAGCGGGAGAAGCAGCUAGCUGCAAGAGAAAUCGUCUGGUUAGAGAGAGAAGAGCGGGCCAGGCAGCACUACGAGAAGCACCUGGAGGAGCGGAAGAAGAAGCUAGAAGAGCAGAGGCUGAAGGAGGAACGGCGGAGGGCUGCCGUGGAGGAGAAGCGACGGCAGAGGCUCGAGGAGGACAAGGAACGUCAUGAAGCCGUUGUGCGGCGUACAAUGGAGAGGAGCCAGAAGCCAAAGCAGAAACAAAACCGGUGGUCAUGGGGAGGUGCUCUCCAUGGGAGCCCGAGCAUCCACAACACAGAUCCAGACAGGCGGUCAGUUUCCACCAUGAAUCUUUCGAAACAUGUUGAUCCCGUCAUUAGCAAGCGGCUCUCCUCUUCAUCUGCAACUUUACUAAAUUCUCCAGAUAGAGCUCGCCGCCUGCAGCUCAGCCCGUGGGAGAGCAGCGUGGUUAACAGACUGCUGACGCCCACACAUGCGUUCCUGGCCAGAAGUAAAAGCACAGCGGCCUUGUCUGGAAAUUCAGCAUCUUGCAGCCCCAUCAACAUCACGCCCUACAGAGCUGCACACUCUAGAAAUCCACUGGAGCGACCAAAAUUCUUUGUAACACCACCCGAGGGCUCCGCGCGGAGGAGGACUGUUCACGGCACAGCGGGCUAUAAAAGAGAGAAGGAGAGAGAAAAUGUGCCCUUCCACCUCACAUCCGGCAGCCAAAGGUCUCUGUCUCCAUCUCAUCCCAAAGCCAGAUCACCAGCUUCCUCCCGACUUUGGCUCCCAUCCAAGUCCUUUCCCCAUCUGCCUGGCACCCCCAGACCAGCACCCUCCACACCUCCUGGACCAGUCAAAGCUGCCCCUGCUCAGCUCCGGCCCCCCUCCCCCGGCAACAUCCGCCCUGUCAAGAGAGAAGUCAGAGUGGAAUCUGAGAGAAAAGACCCUGAGAAGGAACCUCAGAAAGUUUCCAGUGAGCCCUCACUAAAGGGCAGAACACCUUUGGUGAAAGUAGAAGAGUCCACAGUUGAAGAGGGGACGCCAGACGAAACAGAGCCUGCCCCCGCUGCUCCAGCGGCAGCCUCGGCCCCAGCUCCGGCCCCAGCUCCGGCCCCAGCCUCCACCCCAGCCCCGACACCAGCCCCGUCAUCCACCCUGACUGCCAGUGCUUCUCCAAAGACCUCUGCGGGCACCACCGACCCAGAAGAGGCCACAAGGCUGCUUGCUGAGAAGAGGCGGCUGGCCCGAGAGCAGAGAGAGAAGGAGGAGAGAGAGAAGCGGGAGAAGGAAGAACUCGAAAGACAAAAGCGAGAAGAAUUGGCCCAGAAGGUAGCUGAAGAGAGAAGCCGCCGAGAGGAGGAGGCCCGCCAGCUGGAAGCUGAGCUAGCCCGGGAGCGGGAAGAGCAGCUGCGGCGGCAGGAGGAGGAGCGGGCCCAGCGCGAGCGCGAGGAGAUGGAGCGCAUCCGGAAACAGAAGGAAGAAGAAGCUCGUGUUCGGGAAGAAGCAGAGAGGGUCCGGCAGGAGCGGGAAAAGCAUUUCCAGAGAGAAGAGCAAGAGCGCCUGGAGAGGAAGAAGCGACUUGAGGAGAUUAUGAAAAGGACCAGAAGAACAGAAGCUUCAGAUAAGAAAACUGUUGAUCAGAGAAAUGGAGAUAUAACCAAGGGAACUCCCACUGGAGGAACAGCAGUAUCUACACUUCCAAAUAUGACAAACUCUCCAGGAUUGGAGGAACCAGAGGCCAGCACCCAUGUGGUUACCUCUCACCAAUCAAAAGUGACGGUGGACAGUACUCCCAGUUUGGAAAAACAACCAAGUGAAAAUGGAAUAUCAGUUCAGAAUGAAAAUUUUGAAGAAAUUAUAAACUUACCCAUUGGAUCUAAACCAUCCAGACUAGAUGUCACCAACAGUGAGAAUCCAGAUAUUCCUUUGAAUCCAAUUUUGGCCUUUGACGAUGAAGGGACACUUGGACCCCUGCCUCAGGUAGACGGUGUUCAGACACAACAGACGGCAGGUAAGCUUGCCUCAAACUCCCUUCAGUAA